Molecule: messenger RNA, 2124 nt
Organism: Macrosiphum euphorbiae (potato aphid)
Lineage: Eukaryota; Metazoa; Arthropoda; Insecta; Hemiptera; Aphididae
Source: the annotation of a GenBank genome assembly
AUGGAUUCUGAAAAGUGUAAUUCUAUUAAAAAAAUGCGCCUAACUUCUAAGUCCCAAUUUAAUAAAAAUAUAAAACAGCAACUUGAAACUUUGGAUGUCAUAAGAAAAAACAAUACAACAUUAUCUAUUUUAUUACCUACUCAAUGUAAUCCUAGUACUGCAGCAAGUACUUCAUAUCAGCCUAAUUUUGUAGGUUUGCCAAAUGAUUUCUUUGUUGUAAAAAAUAAUGUUUCAAAUAUAUCUGGUGUUUCAUUAGAUACAUUCAUUGAAAAUGAUGAUGUUUCUUUUACAAAAUUUGUUUCAACUAGUCCAAAAUGUAGUUCAUUAAACAAUUUUGUAAAUGAUAAUGUUUUUGGAAACUCAAAAAUACCUAUUCCUGAUCAUUUGCGAGAAUGGGCUAUUAGGAAUAAAAUUUCUCAUGUUGCAUUAAGGGAAUUAUUAUCAAUUCUAAAGGAAAUACCAGAUUUAAGCAGUAUUCCAAAAGAUCCUAGGACUUUUUUAAAAACACCAAGAGAAACUAUUUUGCGUGAUAUAAAUCCUGGAAAAUACUACCAUUUUGGUUUAGAAAGUGGUCUUACAAAUAUGUUAAAAAAAGUAAAUGUUUCCAAUAUUCCUGAUGUUAUUAAUGUUGCUAUUAAUAUUGAUGGAUUGCCUCUCAGUGACUCAUCACAAAGUCAAGUAUAUCCUAUUUUGUGUUUGAUAACAAAUGUUGAUAUUUUAUUACCUUUAAAUAUAUUUUGUAUUGGUAUCUACCAUGGGUAUGAUAAACCGUCAGAUUUUAAUGAAUUGCUAGAAGAUUUUGUAAAUGAAGCUGUUAAUUUAACAUUAAAUGGUGUACACAUUGAUGAUAAAUAUUUCAGUUUCAAAAUUUCAAUGUUGUUAUUUGAUGCGGUUGCUAAGGCUAGUGUACUUCGAAUUAAGGGACAUAGUGGAUAUUCCUCCUGUUCGAAAUGUAUGCAAGAGGGAGAAUAUUUAGAUCAUGUUGUUUUUCCUGAUAUGACAUUUAAUAAAAGGACUGAUACUGAUUUUAUUAAUCAAACUGAUCCAGAACAUCACACUGGCCAGACAAUUUUACAAAAAAUUCCCAAUUUAGGCCUAGUUACUGAUGUCCUAUUGGACUAUAUGCACUUGAUAUGUCUGGGAGUUGUUAAAAAGUUAUUAGUUAACAUAUGGUGUUUUGGUCGACCUCCUCAUAAAUUACAAUCGAGAUCUGUUAAUAUAAUAUCUGAUGCAUUACUAAGCCUUAUUAAAUAUAUUCCUUACGAGUUUGCAAGAAAACCAAGGCCUAUUAAAGAAGCUAAACGGUACAAAGCUACAGAAUUAAGACAAUUUCUUUUAUAUACUGGAGUUAUUGUUUUAGAAAAUAAUUUAGAUAAAAAUAAGUAUGAACAUUUUUUAACUCUUCAUGUUGCUAUACGUAUUUUAUUGUCAGAUUUAUUAAUGAAAACAAUGACCGAUUACGCUGAAGAGCUAUUAAAACAUUUUAUUCUAUCAUCUAAAUUGAUUUAUGGUCCUCAAAUAUUAUCCCAUAAUUUUCACAACCUUUUACAUAUUACUGACGAUGCUAGAAAAUAUGGAAACUUAAAUUUAUUUAGUAACUUUUCUUCUGAAAAUUACCUUCAAAAAAUUAAAAAACUUUUAAGAACACAUAAUAAUGUUUUAUCUCAAAUAGUUCGACGUUUAUCAGAAGAAAGUACUUUACACACAUUACUAGAACAUAAAAUAAAAAAAGGUAGUUUUAAAUUCAAAAAAGAACACAGUGAUGGCAUUUUAAUAGAUGGUACUACUGAUCCUCAAUUUAAAGAAGUUAUUUUUUCCAAUUUUAAAUUAAGUAUCAAUUUACAGAAUUCUUGUUGUAAAUUAGAUUGUAAUUCGAUAAUUGAAAUUUCAAAUUUUGCUUACUGUAAGAAACUGGAUCAAGUUGUUGUUAUAGGUCGAAAAUAUAACAAUGUAAAUAACUUGUACACAAAACCUUUGAAUUCUUCAUUAAUUGGCAUUCAUCUUGUUGAUGGUUUAAGUGAAUGUUUUUCAUAUUGGCCAUUGCCAAACAUUCUUCAUAAAUUAAUUCGUUUACCUCACGCUAAAGGAUUUGUAGUAAUGCCACUACUUCAUACUGAAGAGUGA